CCACUAUUGUCCCUAAUCCUUAUUGUGGCUAGCUUCUCAAAAACACACAACCCAGUCCGGUCGAGCCUCACUAGCCAGUUGAAGCUCGCUGGAUGCUUAUAACCUUAGCUUUGGGCAAUAGGGUUAAGUAGCUAGCUAGAUUUAUUUUAAUGAACAUGACGUUCAAUUGCAAUAGGUGAAAAAGUGGCUAACUAGCUAAUAGUUACAAGGAUUCCUAAAUCUUUAAUAAGAAUAAUGGAAAGGACUGCAGUGUCUAUUGGUCAUUGUUUUCAGGCUGGUUGUAUUGGUGCGAGCUAGGUACCACACUAAAGCUAGGUUUUAUUACCAACGCGGUAUUGUAAACACAUCGUUUGUGGCCGGUGUUUGCUUGUUUGUAGACUUUUGUACAGCUUUGACAGUGCUACUUAUAGUGGCGGCGCUUGGCUUGCACAUGCAAUUUCAGAACACACAACAUUCCAUAAUAUAACUGUUAUUUGAUGUAAAAUGAAAAGCACUAACACGCAAAGACCCAAACAGCGUUCCGUUUGCUUUUACUGUGUAACUCCUUUAGGGCAACAUCUGAAAAAUAGUACACUUGGUAGUGUACCGUGCUCGACCAGUUGGCGAGAGCCAACAUCACCCACAACAGAGAACAGUUGAUUGUCAAGGGCAAUGAAUGCGUUUAAUGGAUUUCGCCUUUGAGUUGUCUCACUGAAAUUGUCUUACUCUUAAUGAAUGCUCGACUUGACUGCUCGAUGCAGACAUUGGGGGCUAGGUUAGGAAUGCUGUGUAGUGCAACAUUUUACGUGGCGUCAUUAUCAUGUACCUACGCACGUAGGCUUUGAAAUCGGUGUUAAACUGGACAGACAUUGGGCCGAUACCGAUGUUGGCAUUUUUAUUUAAUGUCGUCUGAUUCCGAUAUCAUGCAUCCCUAGCUGUAACAUAACAAAAUGUGGAUAAAGUCAUGGUUCUGAAUACUUUCUGAAUGCACUGUAGCUAGCCACUGGAGAACAAUACAACAAUUCAAAUUCUGACAACGACAUCUGGCUUUUGUUGUGAAGCCAAAUCCAAACUGGCUUCCCUUUACUUUUUUGGGGGGUGCGCCAGGACCAUUUAUAGUUGAGCUCAACGCUGUUUGGAUUAUUUGAUUAAGAAAAAGAAAGAAUGGCCAAAUGCUCGCUGGCUUCCCUUGCAUUCAAUGAUAGAUGGGCUACACAUACAGAGGGGCACUUAUUUGCUUGCUUUCUCCGGUGAAAUACAUUCAGCCUCUUGUGAAUUGAAGGAAAAUGAUGGCUUCCCUUGGCACCCAUGAAUACACGCCACUGUAAGGCUAGUCUUACCUAUCCCAUAAUGUGCCUCUGUAGUCUAUAGAUGUUCACUGUGAGAUCAUUCAGGGCUCGUCUGUCUCUAAUCCCUUUCAUGUCGACUCACUACCAUGAAUGGGAGAAGGCUCCAUCGAAGGAUGCGGUGCGGCAGCUAUGUGCUGACAGUUUCCCUUCUGGAGCCCCUGAGUCAUGGCGACUCGCGGAAAGUACAGCAGGGACCCUGUCUGUAUCUGCCAUCGAGGCAAAGGAGCUUAUUGCAGCCCUGCACACCCUUUCUCACCACAUCCUGUUCCAUAACCUGACAGCGCCUGAGCAGAUCCUUGUACUAUUCCCCAAGUCAUUCCACCCCAGCCUCAAGAUCCUCAUUACCAAGAUUAUGCUUGAGCACAGCACCACAUGGAGAAAUGAGGCUCUGUCUAAUCAAAUUUCGCUGCCCCAUCUAGUGGAGAUGGACUGGAGAGUCGACAUGAAGACUGCAUCUGACUCGGUCAGUCGCAUGGCUGUGCCCACCUGCCUGGUGCACAUGAAGGUGGAGGACUCCAGCUGUCUAAGGGGCAGUGGCGCUCUCUCAUCGGUCACGGUGGAGUUGAGCAAGGAAACUCUGGACACCAUGCUGGAUGGCCUGGGCCGGAUCCGUGACCAAUUGUCAGUGGUGGCCAGAAAAUGAGACCCCUCACCAGAAUGGCCACACCGGAGGCCUUGGGUGCAUCAUUUUCGAUACUCUAAAGUGACUUUUACUCCUCAUCUCCUCUCAUUUAUCUGCACAAAUCUGAAAACAGAGAAAUCAAUUGUGUGUGCCCAUUUUCUACUAAUCGACAUAAGUUUCAAAUGUAAACACUUGAUAAAGUGACACUGCCAGGGUAUCAGCCACAAAAGUUGUGUCAGUGCCGUUUUAAGGAAGGUGGGAAAGAAAAGGUAGCAAUUUUAGACAUGGGCUAAAAAAAUGGAAAAGGAGAAGAGACUCGUUCCUCUAGUCCUGGGGGAAGAAACAAACAAGUACACACAAUCCCAUCAUUAGCACUGAUCUGGUAGCGCCACCACAUUCCUCCUUGAAUUCAAUGUUUAUGUCAAUAAAUGAAGAGAUUAAUGCUGAA
Molecule: messenger RNA, 2398 nt
Organism: Oncorhynchus masou masou (cherry salmon)
Lineage: Eukaryota; Metazoa; Chordata; Actinopteri; Salmoniformes; Salmonidae
Gene: commd9
Product: COMM domain containing 9
Exons: 5
Coding region: 1351-1971 (206 amino acids)
Source: RefSeq, a predicted model, not a curated record